Messenger RNA from Penicillium daleae, 564 nucleotides. RefSeq names its product Rheb family small GTPase rhbA (gene rhbA). Bases 1 to 564 code for a protein of 187 amino acids. The transcript has 4 exons. The record is from RefSeq and is a predicted model, not a curated record. Lineage: Eukaryota; Fungi; Ascomycota; Eurotiomycetes; Eurotiales; Aspergillaceae. Gene Ontology annotation, molecular function: GTP binding; GDP binding; GTPase activity. Gene Ontology annotation, biological process: small GTPase-mediated signal transduction. Gene Ontology annotation, cellular component: plasma membrane.
AUGCCUGCCGCGCCUAAGCAGAGAAAGAUCGCGAUCGUCGGUAGCCGCUCCGUGGGCAAGUCUUCUCUCACGGUCCGCUUUGUCGAACAACAUUUUGUGGAGAGCUACUACCCCACAAUCGAGAAUACCUUCAGCCGGAUUAUCAAGCAUAAUGGCCAGGACUACGCAACUGAGAUCGUGGAUACCGCAGGACAGGACGAGUACAGUAUCUUGAAUUCGAAGCAUUUCAUUGGUAUCCAUGGCUAUAUCAUUGUGUACUCGGUCACGUCACGCCAGUCCUUUGAGAUGGUGAGAGUGAUUCGAGAUAAGGUCCUGAAUCACCUGGGCGCCGACCAGGUACCAUUGGUCGUGGUGGGAAACAAGAGCGAUCUGAAGGGUGACCAACGACAGGUGACUCUUGAUGAAGGCCGGCAACUGGCGGAAGAGUUCAACUGUGGUUUCACCGAGGCCAGUGCCUUCCUCGACUUUAAUGUCGCUAAAGCAUUCGAUCUGAUCAUCGGAGAGAUUGAGAAGUCUCAAAACCCAUCACAACCCGCUGGGAACAACAAAUGUACGGUGAUGUAA